AUGGAAGAGCGCCGUCGUGGGGAUGGGGAAGGGGAAGGAGCGGAGCUGAGCAAGAAGGAGAUCCCCAUCGGCGGCGGCGGUGGUGGCGGCGGCGUUGGCGGUCUCCCGGACUGGUUAUUCGCCUCGGAUGGGAGAGUGUGGCUUCUGUGUCUAAUCUUCCGAGUGGUGAAUGCACUGCUAGUGCAAACUUACUUCAACCCCGACGAGCACUGGCAAGCCUUAGAGGUCGCCCACCGCGUCGCUUUUGGGUAAUGUGAUCAUUCCUCGCAUCGCCUGCUCCGACAUCAGCUUCUUAGCCGUAGUGCUUCCGCAUCCUCUCAUUCUCCUGCCUCCCUCGGAUAUUUUUAGUUCUUCUUCCAUUUAUGUCCCGCUAUACUGUGUAAUUUUGAGGUCAAGUCAUAGAAAUUGAGGGUACCUCCUCUGAUUGUUCUUACGAAUUUUUGGUAGCAUCAUGCUUCUGAUAUUUUUCAUCUUCUGUUGAUUCCUAUUUCCGUUACUCUUUGGGUAGUGUGUGCUAGGCGCGAGUUUGGAUCCUGGUAGUGACAGUAGACGAUAGUUUCAUGUCUAUUGCUGGUCUCAUGCUUCUUAUAUUUUCUUCAGUUGAUUUUGGUUUUUGUAUUGUUCGUGGACAUGGGUUGUGGAAAUGGCAGGUACGGGCACUUGACGUGGGAGUGGAAAGAGGGUAUCCGGAGUUAUCUUCACCCGAUGGUGUUCGUGCUACUCUAUAAAGUUUUGUCCUUCCUCCAUCUGGAUGUGCCCUGGUUUAUGGUAAGAAUGUUGAGCAGAGCUGAUUCGUGACAUUUCCAUUCUUUUGUCCUGGUUCUGAGUUUCCACCAACAUUCUGAUUAGGUGGCAAGUCCUGGAUUUUGGAUUUAGUAACUGGAGGAAGAGUUGCAUUACUCUUUAUCCAUAUUAUCAAUCACUUUUCUCCAACUAAUCAUCAUGGCCCUCACCACAUUGUUACAGCGUAGAUAUUAUCCUUUGAUUUUUAUGGCCAUUCUAAGUUAGCUUUUAUAUACUUCUUUUUUCCAUUCUUCCAUUUUUUUUCUUCAUAAAGAACUUGUUGAUCAUAUGUUGAAGGUAAUAGCUGACUAGAAAAGUCAACAGUCCAAUCUCUGAUAUUAAAGUAAAUCAAGCACACAAUGCCAUAAAUUUUUUUAUAGUGGUUUGGUCUAACUUCUUUAGUCUCCGAGCUUCUCCUUGGUGUUUUCACUAGAUCAACUCCUAAACUUCUACAUGUUGGCUUCCCAAGGUGCCAAUGAAAAUCCUCUCACAAGAAUAAGCAUCUCAAUAGCUAGCUUGUAAAAUGUGAUGAAAUGGAAAACAUAUUGACUGAAACCUUCAAUGAGAAUAUGUAUACUUAAAGAGUCUUGAGGGAUUUCUUCAGGAUUGAAAAAAAAACUUUCAAUAUUUGUGAGCAGUUGAGAUGGAGAGCUUCUUAAAUUUAAUCUUGUAGAUUUGUGGAAGCAUUAAUCAUCGCGCAUUUGAGGUGAUUUUUAUAUUUUUAAAGUAUCCAUUGCAAACAUUAUCUCCUUUAGAGGCUAGAAAAUGACGGGCCUCUUCAUCUAUUUGGGGUUUUUAUGGAGGGUGAUAUAGCUGUCGAGUCUUUGCAGGUGUUAACACCUAGACUAUAGUGGUCAAUUCGUGUGGUUUUUACUCUUGUUUUACUUGCAAGUGUGGGGACUGACGCUUCAAGUGUCGACAGUUAAAUUUUAGUUCACAUUUCUCCAUACAUAGUAUCUUAUUUUCUUCAUGCUUUUCCCUGUACUUUUGUCGGAUCAAAUCUUGUCACGUUACCUUCAUUUUUGGGCCAUUUUUGGUUUGAAAAACCUGAUUUUUUUAGCAUAAAUAUCAUGAAAAUAUAUAUAAAAAAUAAUUAGAAAAACGAGUAUGGCAAUCAUCAAAAUCAGAUUAUCAAAUUCAACAUAUCUUAUGUCAAGGACUUUGAUCUUGGCUCGCAACUCAUGUCCAACGGCUGCUUGAACUGAUACUUGCUCCCUCUGAAAGAAUAGAUUUGGUGUUUUCAUUUCCAAAGUGGAAAAUUUAUGUAUCAUCUGAAGUAAUUUGUAGUAUGAUAUAAUAUCAUAAAAUCUUCCUGUAGUAUGAUGUAAUACCAUAAAAUCUGCUAGCUACUUCUAUUUCUAUUUAUCAGUAUUUAUAACCAUCUCCUCAUCACGUGGUAGAAAAGUACUGUACUAGGGUUGGACUGAAACCCUGAGUUUCAGUGUUACAUUCCCUGGAGAGUCAGUAAAAUCUUGGUUAGCAACAUCCAUGUCUCUUUAUGAAGAUCAUAUGUAUCUAUAUCACGGUUGUAGUGCUUUCAUGCUCUAUCCGUGGGAUUCCUUGUGGAAAUCACUUUGAAUCUGCUCCGUACUUGAAAGACAGCUGUUUUGUUUAGAUGGCCACCUCAGAUAGUUGGCCAUAAUAACGUUGUCAUGGUACACGAGUUAAGUUUAGCAUUAGGAUGCUACAGAAAUGAAUGGAUUAGUGAUUUCAUAUUUGGGUGAGCCUUGUGACAUCACUUACCAAUUCAAUGCUCCAGCUACAUAUCUUGUGCACACAAGUAUGCUCAAAUAUAAAUCUCCACCUGUUAGUACAAUUUUUUUAUGCCGUGAUUAUGAUAACUGCAAUAUUCUCGUUUGAGCAUUAAACAUGAUGUGCACUUUUUUUUAUGUUUUCAGAUUAAAGCUCCAAGAUUGCUGCAGUCUGUUUUUGCUUCUUUCGGCGAUCUCUUUACAUACAAACUUUCUUAUGUCCUGUUCAAUAAACAUGUGGCACAAUGGGCAGUAUCCUUUCGAUUCUUUUUUGACUCACUCUGCUUAGCCAUUCUAUUUUUUAGCGAAUUUGAUUCCCCUUAAUUCUCCUCUCAGCUUUUUUCACAGUUGACCUGCUGGUUCAUGUUUUUCUGUAUUACAAGAACAUUAUCAAACAGUCUCGAGACAGUUCUGACGAGUAUCAGCUUAUUUUAUUGGUUAUGUAAUGAAUCCUCUUCCAAAAAGGCACAGACUGGAUCGAGGAAGUUUGCUCUGUUGAUUGCAGCAUUGGCUUGUAUUGUUCGGCCUACCAGUGCUAUCACAUGGUUGUAUCUCGGGAUUUGGGAAUUUGUAAAGGCUGAUGACCGAUAUAAGUUUCUUUUCCUUGAGGUAUUCCCCAUUGGGUAGGUAUAUCAUUUAUCAGUACUGUUGAUUCCUCUGAAUCUUUGGGCCGUCAUAAAAACCGAUUUAGUUUCUGUGGUGUAUUUUUGAGUUCCAUCUGCUACCAAAGUCAUGCUAUCUUUUGAUAUUCACUACUAGUUCUACCUGUCAAAGAUGUGCUAGAAAGUGGUUAUAGAAGCCAUGGAAGAGUGAAUCUAGGCUUUAUCUAGUGGCAGUAGGGAGAGAAGGUAGUGUACGAGGGUACAGUGGAUUAUGUUGUUUAUCAUGGUCUCUGAGCUAAAAAUCUGUACUGGAAGAUGACAAAUAUUUCCAGAGUAAUAUGAACCUUUUCUGGGGUCUACCUUGACUCCCUAGAAAGCCGCAAGGGGUAACUGCCCUCCAUGUGGUUCCCUGGUUGUCUGUCGCAUGGCAACUCGCUUCAACCCCUACCAAGCUAGCCUCUCCCUCGAGUGACCAUUAUCCACAUAUCCUUCCCCAUGUUGACUGGGUAGUCUGGGCCUGGAGUGGGCCGGUCUUUGAAAAAAUGUUGGGGCCCAAUCCUCAGCCCUAUUUUCACAGAACACAGCCCACGCCCCCAUUGGCACUUUUGAUAGUAAAUGUAAAAAAUGUCAACCCCCUCUUCUGAAUUCAAUAGAAUUAAAGAAAAGAAAAUCUCAACUUUGCGUGAGGACAUUUUAGUUAUUUAUCCGAAUUGAAUAAACUGGACCACGCAUUGUAACUAUGCAUUGUAGACAGUUUAAUUAUUACUCUUUGUUGACACACGAAGUCAAUACAGUUCAAAAUGAAAACUUACAUGGUUCAGGUUAAUAGGGGAUUUAGUCUACUCAUGAGUCCUGAUUUUGUCAUAAGUUCCUCGAAAUCCCACGUUUUGUUGUCAUGCGUGGCAUCAUCUCCUAUGAUGAAGUGAAGUGAUACCGUCAAGAUCUCUCCCAACAUAACACGGCCACCCUAAAUCUUGUAUAACGCCCUCUGUUCUCUCACAGAGCAAUCUUUACUUCGGUGCUCUGUGAUCUAUGGACGCCAGAAUCAUACUGGUGGAGAAGAACAUUUCUUUUUCCUGAUGCUUAAAUAUUGCAUCUGUACAACCCUGCAUUUUUCUGUUUACUUCUUGUGACUGUCUAAUUUAGACCAACUCCCGUGCUAGGCAGAAGAUGGCCUCUUGGUCUGGAAGCCUUUGUGAAAUCGUAAUGUUCUACUUCAUCAUAAUGAAGUGCCAAAUCUUAUGUAGAUGCUGUUUUGGUGUAUGUUAAACUACUAAUAUUCGUUAUGUUGGUUAAAUGUCAUCCCCAAGUGGUUUUGUGCCUCAUAUAUGUGAUUUGGCAUGUUGGUUUUUUUUGUUUUUUAUCAGGAUCUUGGUUCUUGUGCUCUCAUGUAUGUUAGAUUGGUUGAUGUACGGUUCGUUGGUCUUUGUGCCCCUUAAUUUUCUCAAAUUCAACCUUCUUUCUUCGGGAGGAGAUUACUAUGGAACACACAAGUGGCACUGGUAUUUCACCCAGGGAUUCCCAGCUAUGCUUUUAACGUUUCUACCUUUUUCUUUAAUUGGGAUUAUCCAUUCCAAGAAAUGGAGGCCUUCUGGUCUGGUUGCAUGGGUUUUAGGGGUUCAUAGCAUUCUUGGACAUAAAGAAUUCAGGUAUGUAUUUAUUUCAUGGAGACAUUUCUUUCAUUUAGAUGAGAAUUUUCAUUUUGUGGCAACAAUAGCACUCAAUGCAUAGAUCACAAUGUUAUUUUACUGCUCACUUAUUGGAAGACUGGAAUUUCAGGUUUGUCCUGCCAGUGCUUCCCCUCGCUUUGAUGUUCUCUGGAUACUUUCUUGCUGCUGUUCCUGGUUGUGCACCUCGUGACCAUAAUAGAAAAAUAUCAUCAUUCUUCAUUAGAUUCCCCUCAAGAAAGUACUUUAUGCUCUUCCUUAUUGCAACAAAUGUUCCAAUGGCUCUUUAUAUGAGCUUAGUCCAUCAGGUGAAAGUUUCAUCUUGCGUUUGACGACUUGAGACCUCUGAAUGAUUCACUACUAGAUGUCUUGUAUUUUCUUACCUCACACGUUAUCUGAUUCACAAAUAUGUUAGCUAGAGAGGGAGUGAAGACGUGAUGAACUUUCUAGCAUAUGAGGCCCGUGAUGGGAAAGUGAAGAGCAUUCUAUUUUUAACACCUUGCCAUGCUACGCCAUACUACUCAACCUUGCACGAAAAAGUGCCUAUGCAGUUCUUAGAUUGUUCCCCUACGUAAGGCUUAUUAAUGCUCUUUCUUUAUUAUUAUAUUUUUCAUCUAUUUGAGAACAUUAACCAUGCUUACCUUUAUAUGCGGUUCAUCAACUUGUUACCAGCCUUGAGAAGGGAGCCCUGGAUGAAUCAGAUCAGUUCAUGAGGAAUCCAACUGCCUUCAUGUCAGAUAUGGUUGGAAACUGGUCUUUACCGAGUCAUAUAGUGCUAUUUGAUUCUGAAGAGAGCCAAUUAAGGGAUUUUCUUUUUUCUCAUUCAUUUUCCGAGGUAAACUUCAAAUUCAAGAGAGCCUAUCAUAUUUAUUAUUCUCACUCUCUUUGUAGAUUUCGUGAUGUCAAAUGAAAAUGUGGAAUUUCGACCCCAAUUGACCUGAAAGGAUAGAGAGAGGUUAUAAUUUUUUUUUUCUACAAUAUCGUUUUGGAAACUGAAAAAAAAUAAUGAAACGAAGAAAAUAUUAUCUUGAAGAUAUAUUUGUUUGUGAAUCAAGGGGAGUUUCUGAAAUCACACACCAGUUUCAUAUCUGUUUGUGGCAUUCCCAAUGGCAGGUGAAAAGAUUUUUCCAUGCCCACUUCAAAGUUGAUCGGGAUCUUCAGGCAUCUAUUGCUGUAUAUGCUCUGACUGAGGAAGAACGCCAGGAUAUUUGA
This is a messenger RNA of Spirodela intermedia, 6015 nucleotides long. The record is from the annotation of a GenBank genome assembly. NCBI's taxonomy places the organism in Eukaryota, Viridiplantae, Streptophyta, Magnoliopsida, Alismatales, Araceae.